This is a messenger RNA of Notothenia coriiceps (black rockcod), 2978 nucleotides long. It is a transcript of the gene clvs2, whose product is annotated as clavesin 2. The transcript has 7 exons. The record is from RefSeq and is a predicted model, not a curated record. Gene Ontology annotation, molecular function: phosphatidylinositol bisphosphate binding. The coding region runs from base 722 to 1633 and encodes 303 amino acids. Gene Ontology annotation, cellular component: clathrin-coated vesicle; membrane; endosome. Gene Ontology annotation, biological process: lysosome organization. Lineage: Eukaryota; Metazoa; Chordata; Actinopteri; Perciformes; Nototheniidae.
GAGCAUCCUGACGUCUUCUCGGAGCACAAAGUAAAAACGCAUCUCAUCAGAGAGAUGCUGCUACAAAGCCUGCACGGAUUAUACAAGGACGGUCUUUAAACACAUCUGACGCCUUCAGGGAAGCUUUUAUAUUAAUUGUAUUAUUUUUAAUUUUUGACGGCAAUCUGUUAUUUUGUCCGCGGGAUGCCGAUGGCCACCAGCAGCAUCAGCACCAGCAGCACCGGAGGGCCGUGGAUUCAACCAGCACACCUAGCAGGCUGAGACCUUGCUCCCUUGCCUGACCUUUGACCCCUGCAGAAAAACGACAGACUGAUCACCAUGAUGCAGCAGAGAGCUGACUUAUAAGAAACCUGAAAUACAAGCAGAAAGAUGACAGAGAGCCGGAGGAGGAGGGAGCUGAAAGACAUUAAACGAGAGGAAAAGUAGGACAAAAUAAAAAAGGAUGUGAAUGUCGCACCGACACUGACCUGUUUCUUCAUCAAACCACCUGCAACAAGCUUCAACAAAAACCAAAACACUUUCAUCUUCCUGCAGAAAUGUGAGAGGAAGACAGCAGCGCGAUUGUUUCUUACCGACAAAAUCUGUAAAUGUGGAGUUUAAAAUCAGAGACAGCAAUUAAGAUUGUGUUACAACGACAACCAAAUCAACAAGAUUGUAAAACAAACUGUCCGGAGAAUUGUCGGCAUAAAACUGUAAUUUGUGCGGAGACUUAACUUUCACGAUGACGCACCUCCACGCCGGCCUGAGCCCAGAGACCACGGAGAAAGCUCGUUUGGAGCUGAAUGAAAACCCAGACACUCUGCAUCAGGACAUCCAGCAGGUGCGGGACAUGAUCGUGACGCGGCCGGACAUCGGCUUCCUGCGGACGGACGACGACUUCAUCCUACGCUUCCUGCGAGCGAGGAAGUUCAACCAGACGGAAACCUUCCGGCUGCUGGCCCAGUACUUUCAGUUCAGACAGCAGAACCUCGACAUGUUCCAGAGCUUCAAGGUGGACGACCCCGGGAUAAAGCGCGCUCUGAUGGACGGCUUCCCAGGUGUGCUGGAGACUCCGGACCAACACGGCCGCAAAAUCCUUAUCCUGUUUGCCUCCAACUGGGACCAGAGCAGGUAUUCGUUCCUCUCCUUGUCUCUUCUCCUUGUGUCCUCUCCUCUCAUGUUUCUAUCCUUGUGUCAUGGUGUCUUGUUAUCCUCGUCUCCUCACCUCCUUGUCUCCUCUCCUCAGGACAGUUUUCCGGCCCGUUUUGGAGGGAUCCACUUUGUGAAUCAGCCGUGGUAUAUUCACGCCAUGUACACCAUCAUCAAGCCUUUCCUCAAGGACAAGACCAGGAAAAGGAUCUUCCUCCACGGGAACAACCUGAACUCGUUGCAUGUCCUCUUGCAGCCGGAGUGUCUCCCCUCAGAGUUUGGGGGGACUCUCCCUCCCUACGACAUGGGGAUCUGGGCGAGGACGCUGCUGGGACCCGACUACAGCGACGAGACGGAGUACACACUGACCUACGACGCUCUGCAUGUGAGGGAGAGCUGCGGGGGAGAUAAGGAGCUGAUGAAGAGGUCUCAGUCGGUGGUGGAGCCAGGAACUCUCCGACAAACGGACAGAGAGACCAGCACGCCGCUCCUCGCCCUGGACUGAACACAACACAACACAACACAACACACACACACACACAGCAACAGACACCCACUUUUUAGAAACACUGCUGUGUAUCAAGCUGGUGGCGUCCUUUAGCAACAUGAACUCUGCCAAUGAAUUUCCCACACACACACACACACACACACACACUCUGUCUCUGAGCCGCAUAAUGCCUCCCAGCUGAGCCUCUCUGCAAACAGCAGCAUCUGUCAACAACAACAAACACACACUCUGAAGUGUGUGUGUGUGUGUGUGUGUGUGUGUGUGUGUGUGUGUGUGUGUGUGUGUGUGUGUGUGUGUGUGUGUGUGUGUUGUUUGAAUUCAGUCAUUCUGUCAGAAACAAGGGGGAAUGUAUGAGGAACAUUUCAUCUGUUUCUGAGGCUGAAACUCUAUUUAAACCUCAGAGGAAAUCGCUGACAAAGUAUAAAAUCAUAUCCAUAAAAAUUAUGAAACAUUCAAAGCGAGUUCCACCAAAAGAAAUACAUGUUUUAAUUCAGAAGUGAAGACAAUGCUUGUUGGUGAAACUCAGCCUUAAAUGUUUGGAAGAGCAUUUAUCUUUUGCUUUCCGAUCUUAAAUCUACAGUUCAGGUAACUGACAGGGCGGCUCUAACUUCUUUAUCUACUUGCUGGAGUAUUUCCUCAAAAUAUUAAUCAAAUACUUUGUAUUUUUCUGACAUUUAUGUCCCGAUAAUCUGAAGGAGAAAGACAUUCAUUAAAACCAGGAGGACGAAUAAGAAACCUCACUUUGGUAGAAUAAUUCUCACCUUUUUUCUUUCUUGUAAAAACCACAAAAUCACAGGCACUUUGCACACGUUUUUCUAAAUGAAAGCACUGCACAUGUUGCCACCAAUUGCUAAACACUAUAACGGGAUCACAUGCAUGAAAACGUCAAAACAAAUAUUCUACCAGAGUGAAAUGUUUCUUUCAGAUAAAGUAUUGUGCUGUGAAGAAACCAUAGGAUGCCAAAUCAUCACCUUUACCCUCGACUGAAGUGUAGGGAAAGAUUGUUUUUAUUGAAUCUAACUUAUUAAUAUUAUGAAGAUUGUAUAUUAUUGUUAUAAGUAUUAUCACACUGCAAAAAGACUGACGCUCUUGGCCUGUUUUACCCUGAGAUAUUUUAAGUGUAAUUAUCAUCAUGCGCUGUUUCAUGUACUUGUAAAGAAAGGUUAAGUAGCAGGUUGAUCAUUUCACCAAAUAUCUUGAGGAGUAUUUGUAAAUUAUAGAGGCCAGUGUGUCAUGAUUUUUUGCAGUUUGACUCAUCAUCAGGGCUACACUGAUCUCCACUCGACUGUAAUGUAAUGUAUUUCCUUUCAAUGAAUGUAUAGAAGUAAACAUUUACACCAAC